ACCAUGAAACCCGGCGUACAAACUAUGCGGCCACGGAGGUGCAAGCGUAUCAAAUAACUACCCGCAAACUAAGAAUUUUUCAUACACCUACCCUCAUUUACUUCCUAGUUUACCUAGCGGCUCUCUUUAAAGUAUAGCCUCAGACUAGCCAAGCUCAACAGACAUUUGAACAAGGUUUGCUCGUCCACAACUGCUAAAAGUUACUACCGUUGAUUUAAAGAAGAAUUUACUCUCAACACAGCACAGAAUGGCUUCAGAUUCCGACGUGGAGAUGCAAUCGGCGUUGCCGAAGAAGUCUACCAAGAAAACACCCAAAAGUCCAUCAGAGGACAUGUUGAAAAAGGACAACGAAGCAAAGAAAAUGACAACAAAAGACAUGAUACGCAACGCUCUCACCGAACUGAAGUCCAGAAAAGGCGUGUCCUUGUACGCAAUCAAGAAAUACGUGACGGAGAAAUACGAUGUGAACCCGGAAAAGAUUAACAAUUACAUUAAGAAAUCUAUCAAGACCGAAAUCGAGAAGGGAUCGAUAAUUCAAACUAAAGGUAUUGGCGCUUCUGGCUCAUUCAAACUGGCACCAAAGACGAAACCAGCUGAAAACCCUACCAAGAAAAAGGUGGCAAAGAAAUCGACAAAAGACAAGAAGACUGCCAAACCGAAAGACUCCAAAGACGGAGAAGAAAAACCAAAAGCUAAGAAAGCCAAAAUAUCUGCGAAACCUGACAAAACAGAAGCGAAGCCUUCUAAACCAGUCGAUAAUAAAAAGGAAAAGAAAAUAACUACCAAAGGCGAAAAACCAAAACCCGAAGCCGUAAAAAAGUCUGCGAAAAACAUGGCGAAGCAAACUCCCGCCAAAAAACGCGCCGCCAUGAUGAAACGUAAAAGUAUUGGAUCAAUAAUAAAACCGCCGAAAAUGAAACCCAAAGCGCGCUAAAUAAAAUACCAAUUAAUCGAGAUUAAAAUGUGAAAUAUUAUUUUAACAUCAUGUGAUUGUAUAUUAUAUUUAUAAUUGUAAAAGGACUUGUAAAUUAAAG
Messenger RNA from Chilo suppressalis (striped riceborer), 1034 nucleotides. The record is from the annotation of a GenBank genome assembly. NCBI's taxonomy places the organism in Eukaryota, Metazoa, Arthropoda, Insecta, Lepidoptera, Crambidae.